AUGGAUUUAUCAUCAUUUAUUUCUAAUCGUUAUAUGAUUAUGGGUGAUUUUAACAUCGAUUUAGAAAAGGAUGGGGAAAAAGCAGAACGCUUACUGGAAUGGAUGGGCUCAUGCUGGUUUGGCCCUCCCGCCCCGGAUUCUAAUACAUCUCUUCGCUCGGAUUGUACUAUUGAUUAUGCAUUAGCUGUCGAUGUUAAUUUAACAAUUCAAACAUGUCAAUGUAACAACAGCAGUGAUCAUAAGCCUCUUCUUGGAGUGCCGACUUGUGUUACAGCUUGGAAGAUUGAAGGAUCUCGUACAAGAUGA
This is a messenger RNA of Rotaria sp. Silwood1, 306 nucleotides long. NCBI's taxonomy places the organism in Eukaryota, Metazoa, Rotifera, Eurotatoria, Philodinida, Philodinidae. The record is from the annotation of a GenBank genome assembly.